GAUUCAACAAUUGGUAUAGGUCCAGAAUUAGCUCAUGUUGUAAUUCGUAUCCAUGGCAUUUGUGUCAAUUCUGCUUCAGUAGAACGAUUAUGGUCAAAUAUAAUAAGUGAUGAUGAAAAUGAAGAAAUUAGUGAAAAUGUAAAUAAUGAUGAUACUAGAAAAGAAUUAAUUAUUCAAAGUGAAGAACAAAAUGAAGAUGAAUGUUUUUUAUCAUCAGAAUGGAAUAAUGAUUUUGAUUCUACAGGCCGAAAUAUGCAUCUUGCUGAUGAUAAAAUAGCUAAAUAA
Molecule: messenger RNA, 285 nt
Organism: Funneliformis geosporum
Lineage: Eukaryota; Fungi; Glomeromycota; Glomeromycetes; Glomerales; Glomeraceae
Source: the annotation of a GenBank genome assembly